GACAUUAUAGCAUCAUUUUCGAGGACAAAAUAAACUUGUACUCAGGCCGGCCCGGUUAUGUUACAAGCGCAGCCCAUUGCACCUUAACUGUGUUCGUCGGAGAGCGAGCUACGGGAUCCUGCUUCCAACUUCCCAGGAGUGGGAAGCAGGUUCGUCAUAGUCGCCGGCGACGGCGACGCCUCCGAUUUCUCAUCGAUUACGCCGACUAUUCUCUCCCUUUCCAGUUUUUGAGGUGAGCAGCGUCCUGCUGUUCAUAGAAGGGCUUCCGCAUCUCGCGUGCCCUAAGUAGGCCGAGUCUUUUUUCUUGCUUCGGCCAAAUAGCAAGAUAUGGAGGAGGACAAGGGCGGCAUCGAGAGCACAUCCAGGGCUCCAGCCCCGGUUCCCGACAAGAAGCACGUGAAGGAAGCGCCGGUCCUGGGAAAACGACAAAUGUUCACUGUGGAGCUGAGAAGGGGCGAAACUACCAUCGUCUCCUGGAAGAAGCUUUUUAGGGAGUCUGCUUCUGGGAACGGGGAAGCUUCUGCUCAGAUUGCCAAUAAUCAGGUGCCUGAUGCCCGUCCAGUUGGCGGGGGUUAUCAAGGGGAAGAUGAUCUAAAGCAUACAUUACAGCCUCCAAAUUGCUUUAGUGCUGUAAUUGAGAAGAUUGAAAGAUUGUACAUGGGCAGGGAAAGCAGUGAUGAGGAAGAACAUGAUGUUCCUGAUGAUGACCAAUAUGAUACUGAGGAUUCUUUUAUUGAUGAUGCUGAGUUGGAUGAAUACUUUCAAGUUGACAAACUAUCAACAAAGCACAAUGGAUAUUUUGUGAAUAGGGGGAAACUGGAAUGGGCUGAACCAAGUUCUUCCCCUAAUCUGGCACCAAAGAAAAUGAGGAGAAAAGAUUCAAAAAAAAGCUAUGAGCAUGAGCAUGAGCAUGUUCCUAAUGAAUGUCUGGGUAAUAUGAAGAUUAAAGCUGCUGCGAGGAAUGCUUCUCUGGUGGCAAAAAAAUUACCUCCAGCUGAAGUUAUGAAUUCUUUUGAUGAACAUUAUCAAGAAGGGAAGCUUUUAAAAACCAAAAUGAAUUCUUCCACAGGCAUAUACAGUAAACGGACUGCUGACUUUGUCAUCAAUUCAGAUAUUCCUCCAUCGGCAGGACUACCAAACAAAGGUCUUUCAUCUGUCACAAUAGAACCUAAGGAGUUUGACAAGAGAAAAUUGCUCUCUUCCAAAGAACAUCAUAAAUCAGGUGGCACUAUUGAUUCAUUUGUUGCCACAAAUCAGGUGUCCCGACAAAAAGCAGGUGCUUCUCAUGCUGAGCCACAAUCAAAGAAAUUAUUUAGUGGUAAUAAUGAAAUAGAAGCGUUGGCCAAAAUGCAGAGGAAAAACAAACAUGAUUAUGUUGAAUAUCCCAAUAGUCAUAUGGCUUCCUAUCCUAUGCAAACAAUGCAUCUCUUGCCUCGGGCCAAGGAGGGAACGAUAAGACUGAAGGGGACCACAAUUGAGCGAGCUAUUCGAGACCUUGAGAGGGUGGUUAAACUGUCCAGACCACUAGACCCUGGAGUUCAAGAAGACGAUUCUUCUGCUCAUGGUGUUAAAAGGAGAUUACCUCUAGAAGUAAAACAAAAGCUAGCUAAAGUUGCUAGAUUAGCGGCAAGCCAAAGUAAAAUAUCGGAAGAAGAGUUACUUGAUCGCCUCAUGGGUUUUCUUGGCCACUUGGUACAGAGGAAGACAUUGAAGAGAAACAUGCAAAAGAUGGUUGAAUUAGGUCUAUCUGUAAAACAGCAGACGGUUGAUAAGUUCUUGCAAAUUAAGAAGGAGGUCCUUGAAAUGAUAAAUGCACGUGUCUCUCAUCUGGUUUCCAAGGUGCCUGACUAUCAAGAUGGUUUAACAGAUGAUUUUCAUGGCACGGCUAGUGUUGAUGAAAGGAGAGCUUUAAAAGGAAAAUAUUUUAUGGAUGUAGCCUUGGAAGACAAAAUUUGUGACCUCUAUGAUUUGCAUGUUGAGGGAAUGGAUGAAGACAAGGGUCCUCAGAGCCGAAAACUGUAUGUGGAGCUUCAAGAACUAUGGCCGGCUGGUUACAUGGAUACUUAUCGGAUCAAGAUUGCAAUAUGCAAUGCUAAGAAACGCAGACGGCAUAAGUUUCAGGCUCGUCAUGAAGUGAGGAUUGAGAAGAAGACAGUGAAGUCGGAGGAAACUAGUCCGAGGUCGCAACCAGAAGCUGUUCAAGGGAGACUCCGUACAGAUCAUCCUGUUCAGGUUCCCGCUCCCCACGACAAGCAAAUCUCAAGCCUAAGCCCCCUGUUUCAAGGCAGAGUGAGCGAUCCAACUGCAUAUCUAUGUGAUACUGCACAAAAUAAUGGAUACACAUCUAAGCAUCACGAAAAAGCCAGUAGGAUCAGCUCUGGCAUAGUUUCAGAUUGUGGAAGCAAAGCAGUUGUAGAUGUGAAGAAAAGGGUAAAGAGGAAGUCGGAAACAGAUGCGGAGUUCCAUUCUCAUCUACAUAAGAUGCAGACGCAGUCCGGAAAAGAAAAGCAGGAUUCAAGCAGCCCCAGUGAUGGCUCGAACCUGAUUCCUCAACUACCAAAACCCAAUCAAAUGCCUGCAACAACAACUUCAACUUCAACCUCAACUUCAGACCAACCAAACUGAUCAUAGAUUUUUAUAGCAUGUGCAAAUAACAGUCCUGUUUUCCAGAUAUUUGCCCUUUUCACUUUGAGAUGAUAGCAUAGGACCGAGUCUAGACAUGGAUUUUGUGAGGUUGGUUGAGAUUUCAUUAAUCCCAUUCUUUGUCGACAACCCCUUCCAUGCAUUUGGCUGUGGCCAAGAUGAAGGGUGAGAUGCUAAGUUGGUGCUUUUGUAUCCAUCAGUCCCAUCAGUGGCGGGAACUUGUUCAAUGGCAGCUUAUUGUGCCUUUUGUAAAUCAAAUUAUGGCUCAGGUCGCCCUUGAAUUUUGAGCCUCUUCUGAUUUUCAAUGUAUUCUUCCCUAUUUUAAAUCAAUGCACGGAAGUGCCGAUGAUCUGGGAUUUUAUUUGCUUCUUCCUCUAA
Molecule: messenger RNA, 3021 nt
Organism: Phalaenopsis equestris
Lineage: Eukaryota; Viridiplantae; Streptophyta; Magnoliopsida; Asparagales; Orchidaceae
Product: ubinuclein-1-like
Exons: 14
Coding region: 328-2625 (765 amino acids)
Cellular component (GO): nucleus
Source: RefSeq, a predicted model, not a curated record